Messenger RNA from Odontomachus brunneus, 2614 nucleotides. It is a transcript of the gene mbo, whose product is annotated as nuclear pore complex protein Nup88. Gene Ontology annotation, cellular component: nuclear pore. Gene Ontology annotation, biological process: mRNA export from nucleus; ribosomal small subunit export from nucleus; ribosomal large subunit export from nucleus. NCBI's taxonomy places the organism in Eukaryota, Metazoa, Arthropoda, Insecta, Hymenoptera, Formicidae. The coding region runs from base 85 to 2220 and encodes 711 amino acids. The transcript is spliced from 13 exons. The record is from RefSeq and is a predicted model, not a curated record. Gene Ontology annotation, molecular function: structural constituent of nuclear pore.
GACGCGCGGCAGCGAGGCGAACUUCGUCGUCGUACCGAGCGCGCGCUUGUACCAUAACCUUACAACGACAUCGCGCUUGUAACCAUGUCGUCGUGCACGGAUUUGCUGCGACUGAACGAGAAGCGGUUGUUUACGGAGAUCAAGGCGAGCCUGCCGAGCGGCGUGAAGGAGACACGGAACAUUCUCGAGAUCCGCGACAACGUGCUGUACGUGUGGAAUGCCGACAAGUGUUGUGUGUUGACACUUAACCUAGCGGCAGCCCGCGGCGAGCCCGGCGAGGACAUCCUUUAUCAAUCGUUACAACCGACAGAUCCGCCGAUCUUCGAUAUCACCAAUGUCCUGAUAAACGAAACAGUAACACAGUUGGCGUUAUGGGGCCACUUGGGUAUCUCCCUCGUGGAGCUACCGAAACGAUGGGGCAAGGAUACCGUCUUCGAAAACGGCAAAGAUACGAUCCUCUGCACAAACCACAACUUUGGCGACUUCGGAGCAACCACAGAAAUUCAACGCGUGCGAUGGCAUCCAGGCUCGACAAGUGACUCGCACUUACUGGUUUUAACAUCUGAGAAUUCCUUCCGUUUGUACGAAUGCGAGUUGGGCGGCGCACCCAGACUCGUGAAAUGCUGGAAAGUCGGCCGCGCGCCGUCAAGCUCACCCAAGAAGAUCCCGGACUUCACGUCCCUCGGCGAAAUCGCGGUGGACUUUGAUUUCGCCACUCCUACCUUGAAGAAAUCGGAAUUGUUCGCCGACAAAAGCAUCGACGAGGUGAAAAAUGUCAUCGACUGGAAUCAGAUCGAAUGGCCGAUCCUGAUCCUUCGAGGAAACGGCGAAGUACUGAUCGUUCGCGGGAACAUCUUGUUGGAGAACUAUGAGAAUCCGAUAGUGCUAGGCUCGUUGUCUAUGUAUCCGCCGAGUGACGAUAAUUACGGGAUAGAUUCAUGCUCUAUCAUGUGCCUGCAAACUACUCCGCCGAUAGUAGUCAUCGCCAUGUGCACCGGAAAGAUUUAUCAUGCGAUACUACUGCACGAAAUACUGGACGAUGACGAUGACGACAGAAAGACUUGGUCACAGUAUGGCUCAAACUAUAGUCUUCACACGCCGGACGAUGCGCUCUACGUUUAUGAAUGUGUCGAACUGGAACUGGGUCUCCUCUUCACGGACGAUGAUAAAAAAUACAAUUGUACCAUUUAUCUUCACGGCGAUAAGGGCAACAAAUCGAGAUACUUUUGUUCGCAUAACGCCGGGAUUCACAUGGUGAGUCUGCCGAUGGUUUCUCAACUGGAGGAAUUUAUAAACGUACCUAAUGAUAAAAAUGAUAGUGACUUACCUUCUUUGUCGAACCAAUCGACUUUGCAAUACUUAUUUUCCACAAGAACUAAACACACCAGUGUAGACGAAGCUACACCAAUAUUCGGUUUCGGUCUCCUUCAAGAACCCUGCGUUUUAGUCGCAUUGCUGCACACAGGUGUUGUCGUCGAUCUUUCGGUCAUAGAUCUGCAUUAUCUUCCAAUAGCGAAGCAACUCGAACCUAUCGCCAACACUAUGAAAACAGUAAACAAGGAGUCGUUCGACGCAUACAUAAAAAAAUUGUUAAAACGCGACAUAUCGCAACCCAUAACUAAAAUAGGAUCUCGCUCGAUGUCUUUAAGCGAGCGUUUAGAGCUUUUGUAUCACGCUACAAAUAUAUUUCGUACCCAACACUUCGUUCGACACGACAAAGUUCGGGAAGAAAUCAACAAGAAAGUACAUGCUUUGAAAGUUUUGAAAAUCCAUCUAUUAAAGGAACUCGAUGUUUUAACGAAAACAAAGAAAGAAUUGCGAGAAACCGCGGAGCGUUUAGCCGAGCGAUACGAAGAGAUCAAUGACGAACAAAAAAAAUUAGCAUGUAGGGCAGAAGAAGUUUUACGACUGGUAAAUUACAAGGAACCCUUUCUGACAGCUGUCGAACGAGCAGAGGCGGAAGAAUUGAAAAAGAUGGACAUGAAAAUGCACAGCAUGAAAAUCCGACUUGAACAACUCAAGAAAAAAUCUGCUCAACAAACUGUGCAUGCAGAUGUCACCGAAUCCAAUGAGAAAAAGAAAGAAAUUGUCUUCACACGUAAUCAAGAGGAAACGAUAAAGGAAAACCUUGGCCAAAUGGCAAAAAAUAUAAAAAAUUUAAUAGCCCAAAUGAAACAAAUCAAAACGGAGGUUAGUUUGUCGUACAUUAAUAAACAAUAAGUAUUAUUUUUAUAAACAAGUAAACAACUUAUAUUUAAAUAAAUAAUGUUCUUGUUCCAUAGAAAAUUUUAUAAUUUUACAUAUCUUACUUUAAACAAGAUUUGUGAACAACAAAAAAUUUUAACAAUUCCUCGCAAAAUCACAUACCUUUCAUAUUUCUGAUCCACGAUCCAAAAUUAUUAAACAUUUUCUAUGUAUUAUUUUAUUUAGUUUUCUGUGUAUUGUUAAAAGAUUACAAUAACGAAUAACAUAUAUAAGAUCAUAUAAUAGAAAAUAUUCAAUUUAUAAUAAAAAUACUCUUUAUUAAUAUAUCUGACUUAUAUAAAGAAUUACACUAUACAAACUUGUUAAGAAUAUAACAGAAAUAUGCAAUAUAUUAGAUAUAUGUGACAAA